UAGCCAUGCGGUGCAGGAGAUGCUUGCAGCCGCAGCGGAACACAGACAACAAUGUGUGGGAAGGAAGCUGAACCUCUGAACAACAAGUGACUGAUCAUGGCCAGAGACGGUGCUCGGAGCCGAGCAACAGACCCUGAUCCCGGGGGCCUGACACCGGUAAAGAUGCCCAUCAGACAGAAACCAUCCGGAGGAGCAGGGGACGCGGAGGGGUCUCUGCGGGAGCUGCCUCGAUGGAUGCGGCUGUACUUCUACGGGAUGCACGGCGUGACUCUGGAUGUCCUGCUCUCGUCGCUGCAGGGGUUUUUAAACCACAGAGACCCCAAACUGGUGGGCUUCUCUUCCCCGUAUCUGUGCGUCAUGCAUUCACUGACCCACUUCGCGCUGGAGAAGAUCUUCUCACAGAAAAGGUGUUUCCGAGAUCGGCCUGUGGUCUUCCAUCUGGUUUUCUACCCCUCCAUCUACAUCGGGCUGCAGAUCCUCAUCGGGAACAUCAACACCCUGACGGAGCAGGUGAGGGUGGUGUCCGGCACGCAGCUGGUGGUGCAUUACAUCCUGGCUCUGUAUUUUGGACUGGUGUUCCACAGAGGGCUGUCAAAACUGAGGUUGCACACCCCCUGCACCCCAGACCCUGCAUGCAAACCCAGCCUGGUGGACAGAGGUCAUGAUCCCCUUCAAGGUCUGCCAGGCGUUGUGCGUUUCCUGUUCUUUGGGAUGCACGGCUUUCUGGAUGAGGUGGUCUUCACCUCUGUUUUUAACCUGGUGGAGAAGUCUGACCGGAGCCUGAGUGGCCACACAUCCCUGUGGUCCUUCCUGAUGUACGGCAGCUGCAGCUUCCUGGUGGAGAAGCUCUACUUCCACCUGCGCUUCAGGAGAGGCUGGGGCCCGUGGCGGAGGCUCCCCUUCUACGUCUGCUUCAUCUACGCCUGGGAGUUCUCCUGGGGCCUGGUCCUCCGGCAGUUCGGAGCCUGCUCCUGGGACUACUCCCACUACCCCUACAACUUCAUGGGCCUCAUCACGUUGCUGUACCUGCCGGGCUGGGUUGGCAUCAGCCUGUAUCAGGACGUGCUCUCCAACGCCCUGCUGAGGAUCAAGUGCACCACAGAUGUGACCGGUCUGAGCGAGGGCAAUGGAGAGGUCAACGGUCAACUGGAGAAAAAAAUACUGUAAAUGUGUAUUUUUUUACGUUUAACUCAAGGGAAAGUCUUGCAGACAUUGGACUAACAGAGAUUAAUAAAGAAAAUAGGGACAUAGGUUUCAAUAUUAUUCGAUAUGUCUGGAUCCAAAACACAGGUCAAACACAACUAACCCUGAACUGCUCACCUAUCUGUUCACAUAUGACCUACUGCCAUUUUUAUCUGUCCGAUGUCAAAUAUAGGUGUAUUAUUAAUAUUUUAACAGUUUUCAGGACUUUGGUAGUGUGACUUUUCAGUGACAGACUUGCCAUACAUAACAUGAAUUAUGGCAGGUCUAGUUUGAUAUGUCAUUUUUACAUUAGCAUGCUUUAACUGGUUUUUAUAUCUGCAUGAUAAAAGUAGAAACUAAAAUAACAUCAGGAAGGUUUACAGAUUAAGACAUUAGAAAAGCCGUAAGACUCAUAAACAACACAAUUUGUUUUUAAAUGUUAAUCUCUUGUUCUUUUUUAAUCUAAUACCUUUUUUCACUCAUCAUGUGACCCUGGAUUGCAUGGCAACUAUGAGAGUAACCCAUGCAGCAGGCUUAAUAUAUGUAGCAUGGACACCUGUGGCUGAGAGGAUAAGAGGAGCGAUGAAGUGAGAUUUUAGUGUGAAUCUUUUAUAAACCAAACGUUACUCUGCUGCAGUGCCUUCCUGUGCAAACGGACUCAAACAAACAAGGCUUGGUGCCCAUGAGGCUCCACGUUUUUAUAUAAAAAGCACCGCAAAAUUGUUAUUAUAGAAAUAUUCUAACCUUUAGCAUUAAUGGGGGUACAUUUGUUCCAUUAUCAAAACACACCAACAUAAUGCACAUUUAACUACAGCUGUUCUAUAUUCAACACAAACAAAUGCAUAUUCAAUCUAAAUUCUUUGUCAGUGUAACAUGAACUAAGUGUAGUGCAGACAUAUUUUAAAUCAAGAAGUACUUUUUUGUUGUUAAAUAUUCCCUAAAUAAAGCAGAUUCUGACCUACACAUAUGCUUUACAGUGGUUUUAUGCCUUAAGAAACUAUAGUCAGUACCUUGCACUGUGACUGGUAAAUCUUAGCAAACAUGUCUACUCUAUACAACUCCCUUUGUUGGGUAAGUAAACAUUAUUUGGAGUUUGCAUAGCGAGCACCUGAACCUGUGUUAUUCAGAUUUGUAUUAGUCAUUUAGAAAGACACUCCUUGAUCCUUUCUUUAACAUUCGCACUUUUCUGUUACCAUUUUCUAAAAGUUUAGAUAAGCUCUUGAUUUGCCAGAUGCAAAAUCUUGGAAUUGAUUUUAAGUUAAUCUGCUAGAUUUAGAUAUGUGUAUGGGGUUCAGUAACCCUUGUAAAAUAAGGUAAUGAGUUUGUUUAUUAAAUAAUCAAAUUGCAUUUUGUAUGCAAAUAAUUGGAAGGGGUAAUAAUUGGUAUAGACCAUACACUUUAUUUUAUUAAUAAAAAGGUGUAAACAUGUUUAAAUGUCAGAAAUGAUAGAAAAAGCACUGAAGGUUAACAACAUUUCAAUCAGGAGACACGGUUUUGAUGUAAGAAUACAUAUGUAAUGCCAGGAAUACACAAAUGAAUGUAAUGGAGUUUUGGCGAUUAGGCCCCGUUGUUCAGGAAGUAUCAUUCGGGAGGGGAAAACUCCGAUCCGAUGAAACCCCCCGGGGUCUAGACACUGGUGGUGGUGAAUGGAUAGUUGGGUUCGGUCUGAAGGGGUGUGGCUUAGCUUGACCCUGGAUCCGGAGGGACAGGACGGUGAAAAGGGCUGGAGGAGCGUUGCGUUGAGUCUCCUGAAAUGACAGCUGACAGAGGGGGGAGAGCUAUAGCGGAGCGCUAUGAUAGGCUUGUGAGAAUAGAGCGAAUUGGUUAAGCUGGGGAGUGACGCCCCCGAUCACUUAUUGAGAGGAGAGAGAGUAGAAACGUUGCAUAGUAAAUGAAUGAGUAAAGAAGGUUUUCCUGCAUGGUUGAACUUGCGCUGAGCUCCAUUCGUUUGGCAUUAUAGUUUUUUUGUCCAACCUGGCAGCUAGAGGUCCUUAAACAUAUGUGUUCACUAAACCAGAGUGAAGGACUUUGUAGAUCUUUGGCUAACGGACUUUAAUUAUACUUUACUUUGUGCUGUGUCACCCACCAAUUUAAAAGAAAGACCGCAAUGUUUUAAAAAGAGUUUACUCGCAAUGGCAUGUAUUGUAGCCUACGACUUUACUACUGAAUUAAAUUAAAAUUCCUUUUGCACGA
Molecule: messenger RNA, 3375 nt
Organism: Gymnodraco acuticeps
Lineage: Eukaryota; Metazoa; Chordata; Actinopteri; Perciformes; Bathydraconidae
Product: transmembrane protein 229A
Exons: 1
Coding region: 97-1167 (356 amino acids)
Source: RefSeq, a predicted model, not a curated record